This is a messenger RNA of Perkinsus marinus ATCC 50983, 273 nucleotides long. RefSeq names its product adenylate kinase isoenzyme, putative. Gene Ontology annotation, molecular function: ATP binding; AMP kinase activity; ATP hydrolysis activity. Lineage: Eukaryota; Perkinsozoa; Perkinsida; Perkinsidae. Bases 1 to 273 code for a protein of 90 amino acids. The transcript has 2 exons. The record is from RefSeq and is a predicted model, not a curated record.
AUGCCGUACUCUGUACUGGUAGCAGGUACGCCAGGUGUAGGCAAAACUACCUUUUCUAAAGAGCUAGCUGCAGCUAUGGGCUCGUGUCGGGUUAUCGAACUUGGCAAAACAAUUGCGGCUGAGCACCUUUACAGUGAGUGGGAUGAUGACCAUAACUGCAGCAUAUUCGACGAAGAUGCUGUUGAGGAGCAUCUUGAGAGCCUUGGAGUCUUCGGCAAGGAGAAUGUCGUGGUCGACUUCCACUCCCCGGAUUUCCUCCCAUCGGAAUGGUAA